GGAAAUUUAGAGGAGGAACUUAACAAAUUCCUAACAGCGUAUCGUACAACACCUCACGGGACUACUGGAAAAGCCCCAGAUGAGAUGUUAUUCAAGAGACGUCUUCGCACAAAGAUACCUGAAUUGGUUCCUUUUGAUAAAUGUGAUGAAGAAGGACGUGAUAGGGAUGCAGUUCUCAAACAGAAAGGAAAGGAAUAUGCGGAUGACAAGAAGAUAUCCUGACCUCAAAGUUAAUGAUAAAGUUUUACUACAGCAGCAUAAAAUGUGUAAGACAACAACUAUGUAUGAACAUGAUCCUUACGAGAUUGUUGAUGUCAAUGGUUCACAAGUGACGAUCAAAUCAGGUGAAGGUGUUUGCUAUAAGCGCAGUUCUUCACAUGUCAGAAAAUUUGAAGAAUCAGAUUUACCAUCGGGAAAUGAAUAUAUUGACAACUCAGAAUAUUCCAAAGAACCGAACACUAAUGAACAAGUGAUAGAUAAUUCGUUGGUCGUUGCUGAACCAAGACGUUCAUCCAGAAGUACAAAAGGAAGAGCUCCAGAGAGACUUGAUUUAUGAAGUGGCGUCGUAACGAUAAGUACAAACAGUAUAUAUUAGACAUUAAGAUUAUCAAUUAGAAGUUAAAAACUAUUGUUCUAAAACAUUGUCUUUUGCGAACAGUUAGAUACACUUAACGUUUUUAAUUAAAAAAAAAUAGAAGAAAAAAAGGGAUAUAGUGUUUAGAGAUAAUGUAUAUUUAAUAUAUGCAUAAUAGAUUGGUAUGGAUAGUUAGGUAUAAAUAUGGAUCGUAUAAGUCGGCCAUAUUGAUUAUUGUAUUUCCUGUUUGAAAUAUAAAUCUCUUAUAAUAAAGAGACACUAAAUAAAUUAAGUAAUAUUUGUUUUGAUCGGACGUCGUAAUUAGCAAGUUUAUACAUGCCCAUAGUAUUAUAAACUUAAGUUAAUGAAACAAGCGUUAGGACAAGAGUAAAGUUGUGCAAAGUCUCCUGGAGUACAAAGGUCAAUCUGUGAACCGUGUGAUCAUACACGUGCAAAGUGCAAGGCUGAAUUAACAACAAACCAUUGUCAAAUCUCUUCCCAUGCGUGCGGGAAAAUAGACCAAUCAGGUUUCACCUCUUCGUCUGCAUAGUUUUCUGCUUGGAUCAGUAAGCCUCAUUGUGUCACUUGCAAGCAAAAUUGUAUGACCUCUGCGGCAAAGUACUUCGAAAUUAUACUUUUGGAAAAGAUAUUUCGUGGAUAUAAAACAACGGUCAGUAACACAGUAUUAUUCAGUGAAACGCAGUUUAUUGAAAUAUAGCUCUGCCGCGGGCAAGCGGUUUUACUCUUCUGGUGGACAAAGGAAUAAGUUGGCUCAAGUACUGAUGUAUAUAUAAUUCAGUGAGACGCAGUUUAUCAGUCAAAUAUAACUCUGCCGCGGGCAACCGCUUUUACUCUUCUGGUGGACAAAGGAAUGCGUUGGCUCAUGUAUUGAUGUAUGAUUCAGUGAGACGAUGUUUAUUCAAAUAUAGCUCUGCCGCGGGCAAGCGCUUUUACUCUUUUGGUGGACAAAGGAAUACGUUGGCUGAAGUAUCGAUGUGUGAUUCAGUGAGACGCAGUCUAUUCAAGUAUAACUCUACCGUGGUCAAGCGCUUUUACCCUUCUGGUGGACAAAGGAAUACGUUGGCUCAACCGAUGAAGUUAAAUGAAACCGCCGCUGGGGGAAUUAUAACAAGAUCGAGAGGCUAAACACGAAUUCAACAAGCGUCAUUUGAUAUAAUUUGUAUAUGUAUUUAUGUAUGCACAUGCAUUUGGUGCGUAAGUAUGCGGUGAAUUCACACGUUUGCUUCGUAUUUCGCUUUUCAAACCAACCAAAAGGCUUUAACUUCAUCUAUUUUAUCACAGAAUUCGGGUACAGUAAUUAUCAGUUCAAUGUCAAUUUUAUUACCAUCUUGAGGUUAUUAACCGGCCAGAUUGGGCCUCUGAUUCGGGGAUUGGGUUUCAAUAAAGCGUCACAUUAAACUGUAUUCAAUCAUUCAAAAGUAGAUUAUAUAAAACUUCCUUUCUAGCUAUUUCAGGGCACUCUUUAAUAAAACAAACACUAAUUUGGCCCGUAUACAUUAUCAAUACUUUACUGGGCGCAACGUCGGAAAUCAAGUUCAUGUGUGAGAGAAAUUUAGGAUCUACUUUAUCUACAUUUGCGAUAAAUCGGCAAGUUGGAUGUCAUGAAAGAUUGGUACGUACUACGUACAGUGUGUGGUAUGUCGCUACUCAUGAAAAUUCAUUAAUGUCUUAUUACUAUACUGCAUGAUCUUUUUAGUCUACCAAAUACAUAUUCUUACAAUUUCUGCUAUUCUCAUGCAUGCAUGAUUGCAUGUUCAAUCACAAGGCUGUGGUUAUAAACACCUGAAUUGCAUUUCGAUCGUGGUAUUUUAAAAUAUGGAACAAGCUAUUUUUCUGAGAUUAAAGUCACAUAAUUUGAGAAUUAUAUUAUGUCAAGUUCCACCAAUCAUAAUUCAAAUAAAAUAAGUGGGGUUAGCAAAAUUGGUAACGAACACAUUGACAUUAAAAAUAAAUAAAUAGUAAAGAAAAAAAAAUGUAAAAAAAUGUUGGUGAGCUUUGUUUGUCGUGUUACCAACCCUCCAAUCAAGCACAUGUAAGGUAGAAGCUUUGUGGGGAAGCUACUGGUUGUCUUGGUUUUUUCCCAUCCAGGUUUCCUGUCAAGAGAUUGCAGGUUUUCCUGGCCUCCCUGAUGUUCCAGCUGUGGUAUGAGUGAUGGUAAUACUCAAAUAUAUGUCUUACGAUCAACUUUGUAGUUAAAAAAAAAAUUAUUUGCAUAUAACAUGAUUUUUUAAUUAAUUAAUUAUUUAAAGUGUGUCGAAAGAGAAAUAUAAACGAUAUGUCUUCGAAAAGCACGAAAAUCAUCUGUCAGAAGCUGUCUUCUAUACGAUUACAGUUGUGGUGGGAGUUGGGUUUUUUCCGUCUAUGGGGAAUACACAUGCUGUGUUUUUGUGGGGAUAGAGUGCUCCCAAAGGUCACCCUCAACCCCAUAGACUCACACAAAUCAAUGUAUUAUACAGUGUAUUGUAAAGUAAACAAUGACCAUCACGGGGAUCUACUACCCCUUGGACAUUUAGGAUGCCCAUUUCCGGGAUCUACUACCCCUUGGGUAAAGUCCAAAAUGGGGGAACCACGACCCCCUGAGGACAUAUAAUUAUAUCAUAAUCAUAUUGCUAUAAUAGUGAGUCUGUGGGGCGACACUUUGGCCACAGUUUAAAGUAUAAUCGGAGCAUUUCUCCUCGACAACCCUUCUCCCACAACAUUGUGUGUGUCAUAGUUGUUUUCUUAAUUGUCUUAGAAUAUUUGCUUAACGAAUUGGUGCAUUAAAUCACCUGUAAUCACCCGUGCCGCCCUGUUUUGAAGUUUUUGUAAUGUUUCUGAACAAUUACAACAAACAAGGGAGCAGUAGUCAAAAUGAGGUAG
Paramuricea clavata is the source of this 3454-nucleotide messenger RNA. The record is from the annotation of a GenBank genome assembly. Lineage: Eukaryota; Metazoa; Cnidaria; Anthozoa; Malacalcyonacea; Plexauridae.